Acanthocheilonema viteae is the source of this 1155-nucleotide messenger RNA. NCBI's taxonomy places the organism in Eukaryota, Metazoa, Nematoda, Chromadorea, Rhabditida, Onchocercidae. The record is from the annotation of a GenBank genome assembly.
AUGGAAGGCGCUGCACGAAAAUUUUACGAUAGCGAGUUCGAUUUAUUUAAGCAAAUCACUGAUAUAUCCGGUAAAAUAAGGCCAUUCCCAAAAGGUGAAUCCAGAAAAAAGGCCUGUUUAACUGCUCUUGCUGAAAUACAUCUGAAAACUGUGACCUAUCUGCCAUCUAAUCCAGAAGCAAUAGUUCUGGAUAUAGAUUACAAAAGUGGAACUCCGAUGCAAAGUGCUGCCAAGGCUCCAUUUCUGGCGCGAUUCAAGGUUCUUCAUUGUGGUAUCCAAAAAUUGGAACGAUUAGGAGUCGCUGCACAUCAACAGAAACACACUCUGGAAGCAGAUAUUCGAUUUCUUUCGAGAUCAGAAGAUAGUUCCAUUUGUUGGCAAGCAGCCAUCUUCAAAGUUGGUGACGAUGUGCGUCAAGAUAUGUUGGCGCUACAGCUGAUGAGCCUGAUGCGUAACAUUUUUAAUUCUGUGGGCUUGGACAUUCGCUUAUUUCCAUACAGAGUUGUAGCUACUGGACCUGGCUGUGGAGUAAUUGAAUGUGUUCCAAAUUCGAAAUCAAGAGAUCAGUUGGGACGGCAGACUGAUUUUGGGCUGUAUGAAUACUUUCUAACAACAUAUGGUGAUGAAAACACUGAAACGUUGCAACUUGCAAGGCGAAACUUCAUUCGAAGCAUGGCGGCAUACAGUGUAUUCAGUUUCUUGCUGCAGAUCAAAGAUCGACAUAAUGGAAAUAUUAUGAUUGACAGUGAUGGCCAUAUUGUCCAUAUUGAUUUUGGCUUCAUGUUUGAAAGCAGUCCAGGAGGAAAUCUUGGGUUUGAGCCAGACUUUAAACUUUCGCAAGAAAUGGUAGCAAUUAUGGGUGGCAAAAUGGAAGCUGCAAGUUUUCGAUUAUUUGCUUCGCUUUGUGUCCAAGCAUAUCUGGCUGUUCGGCCCUAUUAUAAAGCCUUUAUUGCUUUAGUAUCACUGAUGCUGGACACACAUCUUCCAUGCUUCCGUGGGAAAACAAUACAGCAGUUCCGAGAUCGUUUUGCACCACAGCUGUCUGAUCGUGAUGCAGCGAAGUAUAUGAUGAGUAUAAUACGCAAUUGUUUCUUGAACGUACGAAGCAAAAUGUACGAUCAACUGCAGUAUAUACAGAAUGAGAUACCAUAUUAA